Molecule: messenger RNA, 3731 nt
Organism: Brassica rapa (field mustard)
Lineage: Eukaryota; Viridiplantae; Streptophyta; Magnoliopsida; Brassicales; Brassicaceae
Product: G-type lectin S-receptor-like serine/threonine-protein kinase CES101
Biological process (GO): protein phosphorylation
Cellular component (GO): plasma membrane
Molecular function (GO): protein serine/threonine kinase activity; ATP binding
Source: RefSeq, a predicted model, not a curated record
CGUGACGUUCUCGCGCUGGAAGAGUGAAAUUCUUAAGAGUUGUUACAUGUCACUCGUCUAUAAAGGGUGGUGUACUUAUCGUCUCGAUCCAAUUUUACGAAGCGAGGCGGCUCAACGCUACCUCAUCUCUCUCAGGUAUUUCAACGAACAGAAAAUGAGAUUAUUCAGAUUCAUAACGAUUUUGAAAAGGGAUAUGAUCAUCGAAUCCUUCGUUCAAUUCUGGAGAUAUACGUUGAAGUUGAUGUCAAGAUUUAGUUUUUUUUUUCCUCUUCAAGUGGGCUGGUAAAAGAAGAAACUUUCAACACGGUUCAUCCACUUACAUCACACCUUCAUACUAUGCUUGAAGUAGCUACGCUUUGUGGCAGCUUACUCAGUGGACAACGACUUUUAAUAUUGGCUCCCACCAGCGUGGACUUGGACUUCUGUGUGUUACGACUUGACCUUAACCACUAAUUUACAUUGAAUUUGAUAAGGACGAUCAUGCUGUGCAACCGACACGCUGCUGCAGGGACAGUACUUGAAAGAUGGGCAAGAGCUCGUUUCAGCUUUCAACAUCUUCAAGCUCAAGUUUUUCAGCUUCGAGAACUCAAGCAACCUUUAUCUUGGAAUCUGGUACAACGAUUUGUAUCUUAAUGGUAAUAAGCAGUAUGCUCAUAUCCAGGACAGAGCUGUCUGGAUUGCUAACCGUAACAGUCCAAUUUCGGGGCGUUCUGGAAGCCUCACGGUUGACUCACUCGGCAGAUUGAAGAUCUCAGGAGGAGCUUCAAAAAGCCUGCUUGAGAUAACUUCCACGGAAACCACUGGAAACACGACGCUUAAGCUGUUGGAUACAGGAAAUCUUCAGCUUCAGGAGAUGGAUUCUGAUGGAUCGGUGAGGAGGAUUGUGUGGGAAAGUUUUGAUUAUCCGACGGAUACCUUUCUCCCUGGAAUGAAACUUGGUUUCAAUGUCAAGACUGGAAAGAGAUGGGAGCUGACGUCAUGGCUAGGUGAUACUUUACCUGCUUCUGGAUCUUUUGUCUUUGGAAUGGAUGCUAACAUUACGAACCGGUUGAUCAUCUUGUGGCGUGGAAACAUGUAUUGGGCAAGUGGGCUUUGGUUUAAGGAUCGGUUCUCCUUGGAGGAGUUUAACAGCUAUGAGUUCGUCUUCUCUUAUGUUUCAACCGAGAGUGAACACUAUUUUAUGUUAUCGGUGGAUCGCCACUAUAGUGAUACAGUAUUCCCCACGAUAACGAUAGACCAAAAGGGCAUUUUGCAUAUAAACAGGCUUGAUAGAGAGGUCACUCAUGUCCGCUGUUCUCCUUUCACUAUCGGUGAAGAGGUUGAUAAUGAAUGUUAUAGGAAGGAUCCGAGGAUGUGUUUGAACGCAGGUUGCAUAGUCCCUGAUAUGCUAUCGGGGCACAGGAACUGUUCGCCCUCUGGUUAUACCUAUUUUAGAGAGACAGUAUCAGCCUUCUCAAGCAAUGGGUUUGUACUUAAUGAGACUGGUGGAAGGCUCAGUUCAGCUGAUUGCCGUGCUAUGUGUAUACAAAACUGUUCUUGUCUUGCUUAUGCUUCAACCAAUGGGGAUGGUACGGGCUGCGAGAUCUGGAAUACUGAUCCUACCAACAAAAGGUCGUCUUCUCAUAGUCCCAGAACUAUACAUGUUCUUGUAAAAGGAUAUGUGGUAGACCGAGAGAACGAAAGGGCGCCGACUUGGCUAGUUGUUGUGGCAUCACUGUUCCUAAUGAUACCUGUAACUUGGUUCAUCAUCUAUCUUUUUCUUAGGAAAUUUAAAGUAAAAGUAACAAUCAUAUUUCGUGGAAUGUUCUACUUCUUAUGGGGGGAAAUUAUUCCACAAAUGACUGGUUGCAUACGAAGGAGGCUUCAAACACUGAGGGUUGGUUCAACAAUAGACCAAGAAAUGCUACUACGUGAACUCGGAAUUGAUAGGAGAGGCCGCCGGCACAGGAGAAGUGCAAGGAAGAAUAGUAAUAAUGAGCUUCAGAUCUUUAGUUUUGAAACUGUAGCGUUGGCAACAGAUUACUUCUCCGAUGCAAACAAGCUUGGUGAAGGUGGUUUUGGUCCUGUAUAUAAGGGGAGAUUAAUAGAUGGGGAAGAAGUGGCUAUUAAGCGACUAUCAAUAGCAUCAGGGCAAGGAUUAGUGGAGUUCAAGAACGAAGCUAUGCUUAUCGCCAAACUUCAACACACAAAUCUUGUUCAGCUGCUAGGAUGUUGCAUCGAGAAGGAUGAGAAAAUGUUGGUUUACGAAUACAUGCCCAACAAGAGCCUUGACUACUUCCUCUUUGACCCAUUGAGGAAAAACGUUUUGGAUUGGACGCUGCGGUUCAUGAUCAUGGAAGGGAUCAUUCAAGGUCUUUUGUACCUUCACAAGUACUCAAGAUUGAAAGUGAUACACAGAGACAUCAAAGCCAGUAACAUUUUGCUAGACGAGGAUAUGAAUCCCAAAAUAUCUGAUUUUGGGAUGGCUCGGAUAUUUGGAGCCCAAGAAUCCAGAGCCAACACCAAAAGAGUUGCUGGCACAUUUGGCUAUAUGUCUCCAGAGUACUUCAGAGAAGGACUAUUCUCAGCUAAAUCAGAUGUGUUCAGCUUCGGUGUUCUGAUGCUCGAAAUCAUCUGUGGAAGGAAGAACAAUAGUUUCCACCAUGACUCAGAAGGGCCUCUGAAUCUCAUAGUUCAUGCGUGGAACCUGUUUAAAGAGAACCGAAUUAGAGAGGUGAUAGAUCAGUCUUUGGGAGAUUCUGCACUUGACAGCCCUCAAGUGUUGAGAUGCGUUCAAGUUGCUCUCUUGUGUGUACAGCAAAAUGCAGAGGAUAGACCAAGUAUGUUAGAUGUUGUGUCCAUGAUUUACGGCGAAGGCAAUAAUGCUCUUACUUCGCCUAAAGAGCCAGCUUUCUAUGAUGGUCCCCGGAGAAGCUCGCCGGAAAUUGAUAUUGAGACACCGGAGCCAGAAAAUGUAUCGGCAAAUAGGGUCACUAUCACAGUGAUGGAUCCAAGACCGCUCAGUGUGUUGCGUGGACAUGGCCCGGUGACAAACAUCCAACACGCAUCAUCUUGGAAUGCGACGCAAUAGCAUAGUUCCUACUACUUUUAAAUCGUUUUCUUGUGUGAUAGUCGUUGGGUUUUGUAACUUGCUGAUAUUCGUUGGCUCUCGCUAUAUAUAACUUGGCUAUUUUUAUCGAGAAGUAAAAGAAGAAGCCAUUUUUCAUAUAUAUAUGAUCGCAUAACAAGAACCAAAUCAUCUAAACUCGAAGGAACAGAGAUAUUUAUUGUGCUUUGGAUAUUAGGCAACCUUAUAUAUCUUUUCUCCUUGAGUUUCAGGUCUUAAUCUAACCUUAAAGCUCAGCCAUGUCUUCCAAGCAAGGAGGGAAAUUGAAACCCUUGAAGCAGCCCAAGUCUGGUAAGAAGGAAUAUGAUGAGCACGAUAAGGAGUUAAUGCAGAAAAAGAAGGAUGAAGAGAAGGCACUUAAAGAACUCAGGAGCAAGGCAUCACAAAAGGGAUCAUUCGGUGGUGCUGGGCUUAAGAAAAGUGGCAAGAAAUGAUAAGAGACUCUUCUAAUCUCCCCCCCCCCUCUCAAUAUGUAAAAACUCAAAUCUCCCUUUUUGUUGGGAAACUCAUAUUUGAAAAAAAAAAAAAUCUAUAUAUACAUGUGUGCUUUGGUCUAUAACAAUUAACAUCGUGUUGCAAAGUUAACAAACAAACCUGUGACAAAAAAAAAACAAAACAAAACAAA